AUGAGCGCACUACAGCAAGUCCUGGACCUCCUCGCACGUGCCUACACCCCAGUGUUCUACGACGUGCUCGCCACCGCAGGAGGCGUGCUCACCGCGCUCGGCCUGGCAGCCGUCACGGUCGUCUCCCUCACCAGCGACGUCCCGUUCGCCGCCGGGAUCGUAUACCUGGGCACCUUUGUAGGCUGUGUGCUCGCCGUCUUCUCGCUCGGGCGCCUGGCCGUCGUGGCGACCGGCUCGGCCGCGAACGCGAUUGCUGCGGCCGCCCCGUUCUCCAUCAUCACCAUGACCGGGUCCAUCAUUUGCUUUAUGUCAACUCCCCAGCUCUUGGUGUGGUGGAUCGUGGCCGCAAACGUCGGCGUAUACGCCCUGUUACUCAUGUGCGCGCCGUUCGGCACCCCGGGCGGGGUACCCACCACCGGUGAGGCUAAGGAUGCGCCACAACUCGACCCGUGCCUCCGCGACCUUGAGCACAUCAGCCACCCGGAGCUCAAAGUCCGGAGACGGAGUGCCGAGAAGGUCCUCGCGCGCGCGCAACGUCACGUCGCUGUCGUUUCUGGCAGAUGCGGGUGA
This is a messenger RNA of Vanrija pseudolonga, 570 nucleotides long. RefSeq lists its product as uncharacterized. The coding region runs from base 1 to 570 and encodes 189 amino acids. The record is from RefSeq and is a predicted model, not a curated record. The transcript has a single exon. Lineage: Eukaryota; Fungi; Basidiomycota; Tremellomycetes; Trichosporonales; Trichosporonaceae.